AUAGGAAUUUCAGACGCGAGAUGGCGCUGGUGCCGACAACCACAUAUCGUGAUCUUUCCCGCGAAUUGGAUCGUCCGCGUCCGCUCUACCAGCCACAACCAUAUGACUAUCCCCCACUGUAUCCGUAUCUGUGGGACGACCCGCGUGCCUGGUGGCCCCGAAUGGGCAGCACCGACUAUUUGCGUCCCUUAGAUGACCUAGUGACGCGACGGGUGCGCAAUCAGUUAAUCCAAGCUACACCGCAAGAGUGGACACAUCCCAUGCACUGGGACAAUUACUAUACCGGCGAGCGUGUGCAUGCGGACGAGAAGGGUUUCCGCAUCGACAUUGAUGUGCGCCAGUUUCGACCCUCUGAGAUUGUGGUGAAGACCACCGAUGAUUAUAUCACUGUCGAGGGCAAUCACAACAAACGCAACGAGGGCGCCAAUGGCUAUGUGGAGCGACAUUUUGUGCGCAAAUAUCUGCUGCCCCGUGGCUACAAUGCCAACGAGGUCAUCUCCGACAUAUCCUCGGAUGGCAUCCUGACUAUUAAGGCACCGCCACCGCCACCCACCAAAUACUACAGUCCCAGCGAGCGUUUGGUGCGCGUCCACGAAACAGGCAAAUUGGCCCUGCCCUGGAAAUAGAGUCCCAGUAUAAACCUUUGGCUACUGCGUACCCUGCUUUUCUGCAUAGCCCUGGCCAUGCAACAGCAACACAAACAGGGUAUAUUCAAUAUAAAUUUCAAGGUGAACUAUUUUUGGCCAUUUUGACCAUGUUGUAACGAAAAUUUCAAUUCAUUUUAAAUACUACGUAAAAUGCUUGUCGAAGUCUUUAAUGCGCAAUAAACUGAUAGAAACAAAUGAAUGUCGGCAUAUUGCUCCAUAAAAUAAAUAAGAUAAAUUACAAAAUUCUACAAA
Drosophila grimshawi is the source of this 899-nucleotide messenger RNA. Its product is annotated as heat shock protein 27. Bases 21 to 626 code for a protein of 201 amino acids. Gene Ontology annotation, biological process: response to heat; protein refolding. The record is from RefSeq and is a predicted model, not a curated record. NCBI's taxonomy places the organism in Eukaryota, Metazoa, Arthropoda, Insecta, Diptera, Drosophilidae. Gene Ontology annotation, molecular function: protein folding chaperone. The transcript has a single exon.